This is a messenger RNA of Carlito syrichta (Philippine tarsier), 2782 nucleotides long. It is a transcript of the gene TOM1L2, whose product is annotated as target of myb1 like 2 membrane trafficking protein. The transcript has 16 exons. Bases 150 to 1739 code for a protein of 529 amino acids. Gene Ontology annotation, cellular component: endosome; membrane. Gene Ontology annotation, molecular function: clathrin binding; ubiquitin binding; phosphatidylinositol binding. NCBI's taxonomy places the organism in Eukaryota, Metazoa, Chordata, Mammalia, Primates, Tarsiidae. Gene Ontology annotation, biological process: signal transduction. The record is from RefSeq and is a predicted model, not a curated record.
AGAGACGCGGCAAGGGGGCGGGGUCAAGGGCCCCGGCGCCCAGCGUUCCUGAGGGUGGGGAGGGGGCAAGUGUCAGUCAGGUCGGUAGCGCGACUGGGGACAGUGGGGACCGCGGCGGCUGACAGGGCGCUGCGUGUUGUCCACCCAAGAUGGAAUUCCUCCUGGGGAACCCGUUCAGCACCCCUGUGGGGCAGUGCCUCGAAAAGGCAACAGAUGGCUCCCUGCAAAGCGAGGACUGGACGUUGAACAUGGAGAUCUGCGACAUCAUCAACGAGACAGAGGAAGGGCCAAAGGAUGCCAUUCGAGCACUGAAGAAGCGGCUCAAUGGGAACCGGAACUACAGAGAAGUGAUGCUAGCAUUAACAGUGCUGGAGACAUGUGUGAAGAACUGUGGCCACCGCUUCCACGUCCUUGUGGCCAACCGAGAUUUCAUCGACAAUGUUCUUGUCAAAAUCAUCUCUCCCAAGAGCAACCCUCCCACCAUAGUACAGGACAAAGUGCUUGCUCUGAUACAGGCGUGGGCUGAUGCCUUUCGAAGCAGUCCUGACCUCACCGGCGUUGUGCACAUUUAUGAGGAACUGAAGAGGAAAGGGGUUGAGUUUCCCAUGGCCGACUUGGAUGCUCUGUCUCCCAUACAUACACCACAGCGGAGUGUCCCUGAAGUGGAUCCAGCCGCGACCAUGCCCAGGUCCCAGUCACAGCAGAGGACAAGUGCUGGCUCCUAUUCCUCGCCUCCUCCUGCUCCCUACUCCGCUCCGCAGGCCCCGGCUCUGAGUGUGACUGGCCCCAUCACGGCCAAUUCAGAACAGAUCGCCAGGCUGCGGAGUGAACUGGAUGUUGUGCGAGGAAACACAAAAGUCAUGUCUGAGAUGUUAACAGAAAUGGUCCCCGGGCAGGAGGACUCUUCUGACCUGGAAUUGCUUCAGGAGCUGAACAGGACCUGCCGGGCCAUGCAGCAGCGCAUCGUGGAGCUCAUCUCCCGCGUGUCCAAUGAGGAGGUCACCGAGGAGUUGCUGCACGUCAACGACGACCUCAACAACGUCUUCCUCCGAUAUGAAAGGUUUGAGAGAUACAGGUCGGGCCGAUCCGUUCAAAAUGCCAGUAAUGGAGCACUGAACGAGGUGACUGAAGACAACUUGAUAGACCUGGGGCCAGGGUCUCCAGCGGUUGUGAGCCCGAUGGUGGGGAACACAGCGCCCCCAUCUUCGCUGUCCUCCCAGCUUGCAGGCUUGGACUUGGGGGCAGAGAGCGUCAGUGGCACCCUCAGUUCACUCCAACAAUGUAAUUCCCGUGACGGCUUUGACAUGUUUGCCCAGACGAGAGGGAACUCCUUGGCUGAGCAGCGCAAGACGGUAACCUAUGAGGAUCCCCAGGCUGUCGGAGGACUCGCUUCUGCACUAGACAAUCGAAAACAGAACUCGGAAGGGAAGAGAGGUAGAGGUGGGGACUCUGACCUGGAGCCUAUAGACAGCUGGCUCAUAACCCAAGGAAUGAUCCCCGUUGCGCAGCCCUCUGUCAUGGACGACAUUGAGGUGUGGCUCAGGACGGACCUGAAGGGCGAUGACCUGGAGGAGGGCGUCACGAGUGAAGAGUUCGAUAAGUUCCUUGAAGAAAGAGCCAAAGCUGCUGAAAUGGUUCCCGACCUCCCCUCACCCCCAGUGGAGGCUCCCACUCCAGCCUCAAACCCUUCUGGCCGGAAGAAGCCAGAGCGGUCGGAGGAUGCCCUCUUCGCCCUGUGAGUGGCCCUGUGGUUUGCCUCCCCAGAUGGCAGGUCACCGCCCACCCCCGUGGACACCAGGCACUGGCCACUCCUCCAUCUCCAGCCCCCACGCAGCCUGCACACCUGAGUCUCCAUGGAUGUGCUACUGUGUCUGCUCCUAGGCCUCCCACUAGUCAGGACCAGCUUUAGCCACCUUCUUUCCUCUGGGUGGUGGAUUACAGCGGCAGCCAGAGGUCCCUCCUUCCCACUGCGGGCCCCCUCUGCCCCGUGUUUCCUCCCAGGAAGAGCGGUCAGGGUGGCCCAGCCCCAGGAAGGGCAGCCCCUUGACACCGUUUGCUGAGCAGACCACCUGGACUGUCCUUCCUGACACCUCCCCGCAGAGAAGGGGCAAGUCCCGGGCCCUCCCUGUGCCCCACCUCCACCUAGCUCCAUGAUGUCUCUGGGCAUGGCUGCCCUCGCGUGCCCUUCUCUUCCAGAAGGGGCUUUGCACCACCGUCUCUGGAAAAGCAGGUGCAGUUGCACCGACAGGCUUCGCCUCCCUCCUUGAACUGUGUGUCACCUUGGGGCACUUGGCGUGUUAGCGCUUGAAAAGGCUCUGUGGAGUGUCCACGGGGGGGGGGAGGGUCUCUCACCUUCUUGACCCUCUCUCCCUCUGUCAGCUGCUAGUCCAGGCCCCACCCAGACUGGCUCAGCAGCCGAGCCAAAGACCAAGGGGUCCUGCAGGCUCCCAGCAUGGGGAGAGGGCCAAGGCUGGUUGGGAGGUCAGCAGGCAGCCCACGGACAGUGGCCACAUGGCACACUGCUGAGAUAACACCACCACAAACCCAACGGCCUGUGCACACACCGCAUGCUUGCACCCACACACGAGGCCCUCAUCUGUGGAGGGGCUUUGCCUGGGAGAAAGUGUUGCAGCUUGCGGGCGUGCCACACUUGAGCUGCGGCCUGGCCUGCGGCAGCCUCGCACCUCUGCCUCCAGGGCCUGCAGCAGACAGCUUUGCCCACUCCUAGAGGUCUGCAAGACUGAGAGGCCAGAGCGACACCGAGGCCCCUGCACGGCUCCCU